Molecule: messenger RNA, 2139 nt
Organism: Prosopis cineraria
Lineage: Eukaryota; Viridiplantae; Streptophyta; Magnoliopsida; Fabales; Fabaceae
Product: protein FAF-like, chloroplastic
Exons: 2
Coding region: 275-1867 (530 amino acids)
Source: RefSeq, a predicted model, not a curated record
GUUUUUCUGAAGUUUUAACUCUGAUGGCACAAGGCGUCUUUCGAUGGUGGCGUGGUCGAGGGUCCCACUGGACACGAUUCUCCCAGCCUUUCUUUACCACUACAAAUACCCCUUCAUUCCCUUCAUUUCACGACCAUCAUCAUCCUCAUCACCUUCCUUCUUCCUUCAUCUGCAACUCGCACUCACAGUGGUCUCUCGCUAGACCUCUGUUGGAUGCUUGUUGGCCCCCUCUAAGAUAAGUAGUUGCGUGUACUUCUCCUUUGGGUUAUUGGAGAUGUCUGCUCAAGGUUUAAUGGCCUUGUCUCUGGGGACGGAGCAAGAGACUAAGCUCGUGCAGAAGCAGGGCAUAGUCACUAUUCUGAGCUCUGACUGUGAGAGGAACAGAGCUACUUCUUCUUCUUCCCUGCGACGCACUCUAUCCGCAGACAUGUCCUCCAAGAAAUGGCUCUCUCAAAAUGGGUUCUUCUCUUCCAUGAAGAAGACUUCUUCAUCCCAAAAGUUCUCACAUUCAGAAACCAUCAUCGCAGCUGCUGACUCUUGCUCCUCCUUGUCUGAGUCGGAAUCAUCAGAUGACUGCGAAGAAAGGAAAGAUCUGGAGGCUGAAAGUAUUUGGAGCGCAAUCCAAAACGACAAAAACAAGGAGAGUGAGAAACCUCGAGCGUUUGACACCUGGAGCUCCAUUGUAUCCCAGAAAACCGACGAGGAUGCCUCCAAAUCACCCCUACCUCCUCCUUAUAUUCAUCCACUUGUGAAAAGAUCGCAAAGCUCUCUGAGUGAGAAAAGCCUUGAGAUUUGCACAGAGAACCUCGGAUCCGAAACAGGGUCCGAUGGGUUCUCUUCAUACCCGCCAUCUGAGACCGGAGAAACAGAGGAAGAUAAGGACGAGGAGGAGGAAGAAGAAACAGAAAAAGAGACGCUCCAAGAACAACGCGAGGUGGAGGAGGAUUUCGCUAUGCCGAAAUUCAAUUACUCUGCAACUUCCAAGAAAGCUGUUCCUCGUUCUUUCCCUCCUCCACUUCCUUCCCUGACUCGUCAAGAUGGACCUUCUGUUCACAUGAGGUCCCGCCGUGAAAAUGGAAGGCUUGUCCUCGAAGCUGUCUCCGUUCCUUCUCAGAACAAUUUCUGUGCUCGUCGCCAAGACGGCCGCCUUCUCCUCACUUUCAAUAACCAUGCCACCGACGACGAAUUCCAUCAUGAUGAUGAAGAAGAAGGAGAAGAGUCAGACGGAGAAGAUUACGAUGUAGACAUAGAGGAGAUGGAAGACGAGUUUGGGGGGUAUGAGAAAGAUCAAGAAGAAGAAAAUGAACAUGAAGAGGAUGAAGAUGAGGAAGGAGAGGAGGAAGAGGAGAUUGACGAAAGUGAGAUUAUAAGACAGGCACCAAUACUGUCUGGCAGAGUUGAAGGCGCAUACAGGUUUGGAUUAACAACGAAUAAGCCAAUUGGGUUUGUGAAAAGGAACCCAGAGUGGUCGGGGAAGUUGAACGAGGUGGUGAAUUCGGGGGAUGUGAAGAUCGUGGAAAAAAGUACGACGGCGGCGAAAUCACUUCCGCCCAGGCCGAGGUCGGCAAGAUUGGUCCCACCAGCACCAGCAGGGGCAACUUGUGCAGCAGCAUCUUUCAAUGCUUAUGAAUACUUCUGGAGAGCCAAAUCCACAGAUCAUCCACAGAAUAACUCAACCCUGAAGAACUAUAAUAGCAGCAAGCGAAUUGACUGCGAGGCAAUUAAUCAAACAACACCUCACGAGCAACAAAAAUCGAUGGUUCUGAGAGGGAAGAAUGGCGAUUACUUGGUUCACAAUUUGAAGAGUUGCAAGGAGUCCAGAAGAUCCUUUCUAUUCUGGGAACCCCAUUGUAUUGCCACAUCCUGAGUCACACACCACAAUUACACAAUUCAAGAUCACGAACCCCAAGCGGUCCCACUGCUAAUCCACAACACGAAAUCCACUUGCUCCAAUUAUUAAUUACUCCAUCCGUUUCCCUGCCCAGUCCCGCUCUUCAGGGAGAUGUCAUCAAAUAAAAGAUGUGGAGAAGGACAGAGAGAGAGAGAGAGACUUUUAAUUUGUCAGAUCAAAGAAAUGAUAUUUAUAUGAUAUUAAUGUAAUGUGUACGCGUAUGUGUGAAUUCAUCUUGCUUCUUCCAA